AUGACAACUACUAUGAUGAUUGAUUCAAAUCUUUCAACAAGUAUAAAUUUAACAAAAGAGGAAUGGCAAGCAAUUGAUGAAUUAAUUAUAAUUUUAGAAGAUUUUGCUAAAGCAACUGAAUACUUGAGUGGAAGUAAAUAUAUCACUAUUAGUUUGAUGUAUAGUAUAUUAGAAAUAAUUAGUCAAAAAUUAUUACCUGAAAUUGUAGAUUUAAGUAAUUCAAAUAUAGCUUUUGAUGAUAAUAUAAGUUAUAAUGAUGUAUCAGAAGAUGAUAAUGAACUUAUUACUGGCAGAAAAAUUACUUAUCAAAAUAUAAAAAAUUUAACUAAUGAUAAUCAAGAAAUUGAAUAUAGUUUAGUUAAAUCUAAUUCAUUUUUAGCAAGAAUGUUUCAAAACAACAAUAAUAUUGAAGAA
This is a messenger RNA of Diversispora eburnea, 414 nucleotides long. Lineage: Eukaryota; Fungi; Glomeromycota; Glomeromycetes; Diversisporales; Diversisporaceae. The record is from the annotation of a GenBank genome assembly.